This is a messenger RNA of Peromyscus californicus insignis, 4350 nucleotides long. RefSeq names its product phosphatase domain containing paladin 1 (gene Pald1). The record is from RefSeq and is a predicted model, not a curated record. NCBI's taxonomy places the organism in Eukaryota, Metazoa, Chordata, Mammalia, Rodentia, Cricetidae.
CGCCUGGACUCUGCGGGAUCUGCCUCCGCCCCCGGAUGGGCCGGGAGGGUGGGCGGAGCUAGCUGGAGCCCGCGCCGGGCGCGCCCGCAGCCCGCCUAGGCGCCGGCAGUCCCCGGCCGUAGAGCGCGACGCUCCCCCGGAGCUGCGGCUGCCAGGUCUGGGGUCCUGAGGCGGCUGGCAGACUAUGGGUACAACAGCAAGCACGGCCCAGCAGACAGUCUCGGCAGGCACCUCCUUAGAGGGCCUGCAGGGCGGCAGCGCCAUGGAUGGCAGGCAUUCCCUCAGUGUGCAGUCCUUCCACACCACAAGCUUGCACAACAGCAAGGCCAAGUCCAUCAUCCCCAACAAGGUGGCCCCUGUUGUGAUCACGUACAACUGCAAGGAAGAGUUCCAGAUCCACGAGGAGCUGCUCAAGGCCCAUUACAGGAUGGGCAGGCUCUCAGAUGCCAGCCCUGAGCACUACCUGGUGCAGGGUCGCUAUUUCCUGGUGCGUGACGUCACUGAGAAGAUGGACACGCUGGGCACCUUGGGGAGCUGUGGGGCUCCCAACUUCCGGCAGGUGCGGGGCGGACUCCCUGUGUUUGGCAUGGGACAGCCCAGCCUCCUGGGGUUCAGGAGGGUCCUGCAGAAACUCCAGAAGGACGGGCACAAGGAGUGCAUCAUCUUCUGUGUGCGGGAGGAGCCUGUGCUGUUCUUGCGCGCUGAGGAGGACUUCGUGUCCUACACACCCCGAGACAAGGAGAGCCUUCGUGAGAACCUCAGGGGCCCUGGGCCGGGGGUCAAGGCUGAGAGCCUGGAGCUGGCCAUCCGGAAGGAGAUCCACGACUUUGCCCAGCUGAGAGAGAACACGUACCACGUGUACCACAACACAGAGGACCUGCGUGGGGAGCCGCGCACUGUGGCCAUCCGAGGUGAGGAUGAUGUGCACGUGACCGAGGAGGUGUAUAAGCGGCCGCUGUUCCUGCAGCCCACCUACAGGUAUCACCGUCUCCCCCUGCCAGAGCAAGGGGCCCCCCUGGAAGCCCAGUUUGAUGCCUUUGUUAGUGUCCUCCGGGAGACCCCCAGCCUCCUGCGGCUCCGAGAUACCCACGGGCUUCCCCCUGCCCUCCUGUUCAGCUGCCAGUCAGGUGUGGGCAGGACCAACCUGGGCAUGGUCCUGGGUACCCUUGUGCUGUUCCACCACGGUAGAACCUCCUCCCAGCCAGAGGCUGCCUCCUUGCUGACCAAACCCCUGCCCAUGGAGCAGUUUCAAGUGAUUCAAGGCUUCAUCAGCAUGGUGCCCCAGGGGAGGAAGAUGGUAGAGGAGGUGGAUCGCGCUGUCACUGCCUGUGCAGAGCUGCAUGACCUGAAGGAAGAGGUCCUAAAGAACCAGAGGAAGCUGGAAGGCAUCCGGCCAGAGAGCCCAGCGCAGGGAAGCGGCACCCAGCAUGCUGUCCAACAGAGGGCGCUGCGGAGCCUGGAGCUGUACUUCUACCUGAUUCUGUUCAACUACUAUCUGCAUGAGCAGUACCCGCUGGCCUUCGCCCUCAGUUUCAGUCGAUGGCUGUGUACCCACCCUGAGCUGUACCGUCUGCCCGUGAUGCUGAGUUCAGUGGGGCCCCUGGCCCCUGGGGACCUCAUCGCCAAGGGUUCCCUGGAAGCAGACGAUCUUGUUUCCCCGGAUGAGCUCAGCACCGUCAGAGAGAUGGACGUCGCCAACUUCCGGCGUGUACCCCGCAUGCCUAUCUAUGGCACCGCCCAGCCCAGUGCCAAGGCCCUAGGCAGCAUCCUGGCCUACCUGUCUGAUGCCAAGAGGAAGCUCCGGCAGGUGGUCUGGAUCAACCUGAGGGAGGAGGUUGUACUGGAGUGUGAUGGUCACAUCCACAGCCUGUGGCCACCUGGACCAACCCUGGCCCCUGAGCAGCUGGAGGCCCUGGAGGCCCAGCUGAAGGCCCACCUGAGUGCUCCUGCCCCCAACACGAAGAACCCUACCACCCCCAGGUUCCAGAAGUGCCUGACCACACAGGAGGUCUUCAGCCAGCACCAGGGGGCCUGCCUUGGCCUUACCUACCACCGUAUUCCUGUACCAGACUUCUGCGCCCCCCGGGAGGAGGACUUUGACCGGCUGCUUGAGGCCAUGCGGGCUGCUCUCUCCAAGGACCCAGACGUAGGCUUUGUCUUCAGCUGCCUUAGCGGCCAGGGCCGGACCACAACUGCCAUGGUGGUGGCUGUGCUGGCCUGCUGGCACAUCGGGGGCUGUCCCGAGGUGGGCGAGGAGGAGCUAGUGAGCGUGCCUGAUGCCAAGUUCACCAAGGGCGAGUUUCAGGUGGUGAUGAAGGUGGUACAGCUGCUGCCUGAUGGCCACCAUGUGAAGAAGGAGGUGGAUGCGGCGCUGGACACUGUCAGCGAGACCAUGACACCUAUGCAUUACCACCUUCGGGAGAUCAUUAUCUGUACCUACCGACAGGCAAAGGCCACCAAAGAGGCCCAGGAGGCUCGGCGGUUACAGCUGAGGAGCCUGCAGUACCUGGAGCGCUACAUCUACCUGAUCCUCUUCAAUGCCUACCUCCGCCUGGAGAAGGCCAGCUCCUGGCAGAGGCCCUUCGGCACCUGGAUGCGGGAGGUGGCAACCAAAGCUGGCAUCUACGAGAUCCUCAACCAACUGGGCUUCCCUGAGCUGGAAAGCGUGGAAGACCAGCCCCUGUCAAGGCUCCGCCACCGCUGGCAGGAGCAGAGCCGAGACCCGGAGCCCUGUGACGUCGGGGACUUCCUGUAGACCUCCUUCUUGCUCCAUGACAGGCAGGCUGGGGGCCUGAGGCUCUCAUUUGCUCCAGAUGAACACUGGCCGGCUUCCUGGAGAGAUUGAGGGGCCAAGAGCCUUUGGAAAGAGGUUUUUGUAGGCUGUGUAGAUGGCACAGCCAUUGUCUGUAAACCCUUGGGGUAUGUAAUGGCCUCUGGCAAGGCCCAGCAUGUGUACCUCACAGACCAGCUAGCGAACAGCCUCCAGGGAGUCCGCUCCCCACACAGCCAGUCACCACCACUGUCCUCUUCUUACUGUCUUCAGACUUCUUACUCUUCAUCAGACUGCCUAGGUGGGCAGCAGGCUGGCCAUGUUCGUUUUUGUUUUUGGUUUUUUUUUUUUUUUUGGUUUUUCGAGACAGGGUUCUCUGUGUAGCUUUGCGCCUUUCCUGGAACUCACUUGGUAGCCCGGGCUGGCCUCGAACUCACAGAGAUCCGCCUGGCUCUGCCUCCCGAGUGCUGGGAUUAAAGGCUUGCGCCACCACCGCCCGGCUUGUUUUUUUUUAAACUUCCUUCCUCUGGCUGGCUUCAUCUUGCUUCCUCACACUUUCAACCUAAGCAGCUGCCUGAGGUAGGCGAAGGGGAUGGCGAGCUGGGCAGGUCCACGUUAAAGGCAGCUCUGCCCAGCUCCUCCUGGCUCAUGAGUGUCGCCAGCCUGGAAGACUGUGAGGCGAGCUCUCCCCCCACUCCCCUCCCCACCCCGGCUUCCUUCUCUAGACUGGCAGAGGUGGAAGUUCCCGGGGCGUUGGAAAUAUCAGGGAGACCCUCCCAGUGUGGGGAAAGGGCGGGUGGAGGCCAGUGAGGCCGUGAAGAGGAGGGAGCUGUGUGUCGGAAGCCUGUUGGCAGGGUCAAGGGUGACCCUUGGGAGGAAGUGGAGGGUAAGACAGACAGGGCCAUGGUGGCUUGUCGGGCCUCAGAUUCCAGGUCCGCCCUUGCCGGGACCCCUGAGCUGCUUCCUUGGGACGCUGCUGAGUUCUGACCAGUUUUGUUCACUCAGUAGGAAGGCGAGCAUAGAGGGCUGUGUUUGGCGAGUCUUGGCUGGGUCUGUCUGUAGUUUGCUCCAUCCAGGGGUUGCACAUCUGGGAGCUUGGUUACCUGUCUGACUCUGUGGGGACAGGGAUGAGUCUCUGAGGCUCCUGUCCUUCAGCAGGAAGGUGGAAAGACCUGUCAGCUGUUUGCUGUAAUAUUUGAAGAGGCCAAAAGUUGUUUCCUGCCUGGGGAAGUAGUGACCCUCUUAGCCAACUUCUUUUGCAAGCUGCUGUAUGUCUGUUCACGGCUUCUCAGGUUUGCUGGUGUCUGCUUUGUGCAUAUCAGUUAUUUUCAGAUAAGUAGCCAAGGAGUCAGAGACCAGAGAGGGGCCCUUCACACUCUCAUGGUUGGCACUGACUUGGAGAUAUGCUGGGACCACUGGCGGAUCACUUUACCUCUCUCCCUCAGUUUCCCCAUCUGCAAAAUGGGAGAAUAAUACUUGCCUACCUACCUCACAGGGAUGUUGUGAGGAAUCCUUUAUGGUUUUUUUGUUUUUGUUUUUUGUACAGAGCUUUUGAGCAUUAAAAACAGUAUAAACGUUCA